AAUUAAGGACACUUUAACGGGGCAUUCAUCGUACAUGGAAAAGUAUUGUUUCAUUGUCGAAGUCCCAAUAAUCAACAAGCUAAAAGGAAGUGAUUUAUGGAAACUAAAUGUCAUCAUUUAUCAUAACAAGAAGCAAUCAUCUAACUAAUAAGUUUCAGCUAUUACACACACAUGUUUCUGUUCUUCAUUUUCAUUAUGCUAUAUUUUAAUUUUUUAGAUGUAAGUGUUGCCACAGACACCAUAACAUCAACUAAUUUUAUCAAGGACUCUGAAACUCUAAGCUCCAAGAAUGGUAACUUCACCUUAGGCUUCUUCAGCCCUGAAAAUUCUACGAAUCGCUAUGUCGGAAUUUGGUGGCAGCCACAAUUCACAGUCUUAUGGGUUCUCAAUAGAGAAAAACCACUCAAUGAUUCUUCUGGUGUUGUUACAAUGUCUGAUGAUGGCCAUGAUCUUGUGAUACUGAAUGGAAAGAAAGAAGUGAUUUGGUCAUCAUCCAAUGCGCCGAGCAUCGCAACCAAGUCAAGUUCCAAACUUUUAGAUUCAGGGAACAUUGUACUACUUGAAGACACAACACGUAGAACUAUAUGGGAGAGUUUUCAGCAUCCUUCAAAUACACAGUUACCAAACAUGAAACUUACUACCAACAAAAUAACAGGUUGGUAGCUUAAUUAUUUAAUUAAAAAAUUAUGGAGUGAUAUAAUCGGUUAUUAGGAAUUAUUAAUAAAAUAAAUUAUAUUCAAUUAUUAUUAUGCACUAAUAUUUAGUUAUGAAUGAACCAUGAUGGGUCUUGUCAUUCUAUUAUUUGUUUAAUUGUUACUACAUUAGACGGUAACACUGAAAAGAUGGCAAUGAGUGGGUUCAUUUCUCAACUGUCGGUUCUCAUUGUAAUGUAUGAAGUUCUUAUACAUUCUUAACUUAAAUAUGUCUUGAUUUGUAUCUAAUUACAGGUGAGAAAGUAAAACUUACAUCAUGGAAAAGCUCUUCUAAUCCAUCCAUUGGAAGCUUCUCUUUAAGUGUUGAACGACUUAGUAUAACUGAGGUGUUCAUUUGGAACAAAACUCGACCAUAUUGGCGCACCGGUCCAUGGGAUGGUAAGAUUUUUUCAAGGCUUCCAUAUACGAAAACUCAUGACCUCAAUGAUAUACAUGUUGGAAAUGACGGUUCCUUUUUUGAAACAACAAAGGAUACAAUUGGUCUCAUAAUCUAUAAUCUGACUUCAGAAGGAAACUGUGAAGAGAAAUGGUGGGAUGAAAAGAAGAAAGAAUGGAAUGUAACAUGGAAUAGUCAUCAAAUGGAAUGUGAUGUUUAUGGUGUAUGUGGAACUUUUGUUAGCUGUAAUUCACAAAGCUCACCAAUAUGUAGCUGUUUGAAAGGGUUUGAGCCAAGGAACAAAGAGGAAUGGAAUAGG
This is a messenger RNA of Cicer arietinum (chickpea), 1408 nucleotides long. The record is from RefSeq and is a predicted model, not a curated record. Lineage: Eukaryota; Viridiplantae; Streptophyta; Magnoliopsida; Fabales; Fabaceae.